AAAUGUGUAACAAAAAUUUGUGUCAUUCCGCAUUACUUAAAAGACGCAGUGUGUCCCAAAUUUGAGAAAUGGCGCCCCACGAACUCCGCCGCCCGUUCAAACGCCCGGCUUUCUCCGACCAGCAUAAGCGUCGGGAGCUUUCACUUCUCCGGCAGGCGCAGAACCGCCGCGACGCCCAUCACCACGCUCGCUGCCUCGCGUCCUCGGUUCUCUCUCUCCAUGCCCACACCCCUGACCCCAUCGCCUCCGACCCACAAGCCCCGCCCGACAUCGAACUCGCCCCCGAGCCCGAACCUGAACCUGAACCUGAACCCGAACAAUGCUCCGGCGAAAUCGAUGUUCGUUGGGCGUCGAAGCUCAGAGGCCCCGAAGCUCGUCGAUGGUUCGCCAGACAACUCAUGCUUCCCGAGUGGAUGAUCGAUGUCCCAGAUGGAUUGAAUGACGACUGGAAUGUAUUUGCAAGGCCUGCUGGAAAACGAUGUUUUGUUGUUUCUUCUAAUGGAACAACAGUCAGUAGACUACGAAAUGGUUCUGUGUUGCAUCAUUUUCCAUCUGCUCUGCCCAAUGGGGCCAGGGCCAGAGACAACUCUGGUUCUGCACAGUCAUAUUGUAUACUGGAUUGCAUAUUUCAUGAGUUGGAUCAAACUUACUAUGUAAUUGACAUGGUUUGCUGGCGGGGAUACUCUCUAUAUGACUGCACUGCUGAAUUCAGAUUUUUCUGGUUGAACUCCAAGCUUGCAGAGACUGGGGCUUGCAACCCGCCAUCACAAUACCACAGGUACAGAUUCAGUCUGGUCCCCACAUACAACAGUGACCUGAGUGGUUUAUAUGCAGCGUAUACAGGCACAGUGCCUUACAUCAAGGAUGGGCUAUUAUUUUAUAACAAGACUUACACUAAGCAUGCACGGAAAGUGAACAAAUUUUGGUAAGAUCUAUGGAACUCAAAGAGUACGGGAAUCAAGAUGCAAGCGGCAAAGUUCAAGAAUAUUUUGGGAAAGGAAUUCCCUGUGGUCCAAAUUGCCUCGAUCCUGCAGACCAUUUCCCAUCACCAUCGAUGCUGUAGCUUGCAAGCCAUUUGGGUACUCCGGCAUGACUUCGAGAAGCCUGAAGUAUUGCUCUGGAAGUGGUUGGCCUCAAAAUCAUAAGUUUUGAUGGAAAUAUGAUGAUGAUGAUGAUGGUAAUUGAUGAAAAGAAAAUUGUUGGUUUGAAAAAAGGUUGGACUUGUCUUACCGACCUAGAAAACCAAAAUUUUAGAAAAAGGACUGGGCUUAUAUUACCAAUAUUUGAAAAGGAGUGAAUUUGAAAAUGAGGAAG
Molecule: messenger RNA, 1314 nt
Organism: Malania oleifera
Lineage: Eukaryota; Viridiplantae; Streptophyta; Magnoliopsida; Santalales; Ximeniaceae
Exons: 5
Coding region: 69-929 (286 amino acids)
Biological process (GO): snRNA import into nucleus
Cellular component (GO): nucleus; cytoplasm
Source: RefSeq, a predicted model, not a curated record